AAAACUCCAGUCUGCAGCAGCGGCAGCGCAGCGGGUUCUCAACUCCGUCCGCAGCGCAGCAGGAUUCCGCCCAAUCCUCCGAUAAUCGCAGCAGACCGUCCACUCCGUCAGAACUCCGCAGGAUUAGAUCCGUUUACCGAAUUGUGCCCUACGAGGGAGUACUAAUUUUCCAUCAAACCUGAACUGCCUUUUGUUUCGCAUAGAUGGGUCGCAGGGGCUUCUCCGGUGGCAGAGGAGGAGGAGGAGGAGGAGGAUCCCGUCCUGCCUGCCGUUCAAAGGCAUCUCGUGAUGCAGAAGUGCGUAUCUUUUAACAGAGGAGACAGAGAUCAUAGAUGGUGCCAGGACGAGAAGAGAGAGCUUGAAGAGCAUUGUGGUGUGGGAUUUAAAUGCCUUGUGUUGCAAUUUACUCCAUUUUCUAUUUUUGCUUGAUUUGAUAUGCAUGUGGAAAUGUUUGAAGAGGCAUGGCAAGGAGUCAAAGGAAUGCCAAUUUAAUGUUGAGACGCUUAAAAACAUGUGUGAUAUAGAAGCUUAAUGACAAGCCGUUUUCAAGAGAUUCUAUUGAUGUUCAUCGUAAUUGUCCUAGUUACUUACUCCGUAUAAGACCUUGGAAAGACAGUCAGGCGUGGAUGUUUUUAAGGAGUACUUUAAAUAUUGAGUAAAUUCUGUAAUUGGUUCUUUAUAACGGGGAGGUUUCCCUAUAUAGUUCUUUAUUACGGAGUAUCAAAUAUUACCCAAGUAGUCCUUUUUUUAUGGGAUCUGAAUUUGAAGAUAGAAAUUGGUAUGGGUGAGCAGGAAGGAGGACUUUAUUACUUUAAGGAGCCUGAAAAGAAGAUGGUGUGCAGUGCAAAAAAGGAGAGUGCAUCUCUUGAUACAGGAACCACAAAUGAAGUUGGCCCUUAUGAGGAAGAUGAAGAACUGCGGACGGAAGAACAAAUGGACCGUUCCAGGAGGGACAGUCGACCGGAGGAAAGCAGCAGAGCUGACCGGCUACAGACGGUCGACCUGAUGGACCGUUCCGAUGCCCACGGUCGACCGUCAGAGAGGCAGAAUGACGGAUCUCUGAGAGAUGACCGAACGGUCGAUCUGGUGGACCGUCCUGAUAUCCACGGUCGACCGUUCGAGAGGCAGAAUGACGGUUCUUUGAGAGAUGAUCAAACGGUCGACCGUGAUGAGGAAGACGGUCGACCGUCUCCGAGACAGAAAGUUAGCGAUCCAGAACAGCUCCAAACGGUCGACCCUGUGGACCGUUCCACGGACGGCGGUCGACCGUCCCCUUCCCAGCCAGCGGUGGAGAACUUGGGACGUGGUCAGCGUGAGAAACGUCCAAAUGUACGCCUUGCCGAUUAUGUUACCCAUGUGGCUCUUCAGAGUUUUGGACAUUUCAUGUCCAUGUUUCAGCAACCGGAAGGAUUUUCACCUUUUAUUCCAGGAUUGUACCCACAAUCCUCGCCUCAAACUAACAUCAUUCGCCCGGUCGUCCCGACAAACCUCAUCGGGGAGAUGGACAAAGCAGGUCCAUCCCGAUCUAGGAGGAGCCUGUCCCGUAGGUCGCAGACAAAGGUGACCUCGGAUGGGAAUGUGCGUUCAGUCCAUAGCAAAGACGAGGAUUGGGAUGUCCCCCAAGCGCUCAAAAAAUUGAAGGGAAAGGCUGUUCAACCAGAAGGAUCUAGGAGGUCGGCCUUUCAAAGGCUGGGACACGAUGGCCAAAAUCAAAACCGGUCAGCAAAGGAGCGGUUGGGGGUGGAGACCAUCCCGGCUAGUUCCCUUAAUCGUGUAGGGGAGCGGGCCGGACGACCUGGUCAGACCAAGCGAACGGAACCACCCCCACGAGAUGAACCCCAGCACAGCCGGGCACCACGAGAGGAGGAAGCAGAAAGCCACCCCAGGCACACGACUCGUACCCUUGUUGAGCCACGGGAUCGUGUGGCCCGGGUUGAGGCACGACUGGAGAAAUUACAGCGCCGGGUAGACCGGGAGGAAAAGAAGAAAAUCCUGUUGAACGAAUCCUCGUUCACAGAUCGGGUUCAUGAAACCCCAUUUCCAAAGAAGGCAAAACUUGAGGUCCCAAAGUUCACCAGGAAGGAGGACCCGAAAAUUCACGUCAAAACCCUCCAUCAAAGCGGGCGGAUGAUGGGUCUUUCCGAGGAUGAGAAAUGUUUGCUUUUCUUUCAAACCCUCCGCGGCCGCGCCGCUGAGUGGUUUCAUAACUUACCGGCCGGUGAAAUCGACUCUUUCGAUGAACUGGCUGAGGUGUUUCAAGAAAAGUUCAAAGAAAACUGUACCAAGAGGAAAAAGUUUACCUACUUGAGUACAGCCGGGCAGCGAGAGCACGAGGAUCUAACAAAAUUCCUUACCCGGUGGAAGGAUGAGGUUGACAAGGUGGAGGAGAUGGACGACAAAACAGCCAUGUCCCUCCUUGUGUCCGGGCUCCGGUCCGGAGAAUUGUAUAAGGAAUUCUGCAGGAGGCCUCCCCAGUCCUACCAGGAGGCCUACAAACCAGCUUGGGAUUAUGGUGACGCUGAAGCACAGGUGUCGUCUAAAAGGGAGGCCGAGCAGGGCCAUCCCAAAGGAAAGAUUUCCUUGAAGAAGGAAAUUGAACUGCCCGAUAGAGCAAAGGCUGAAAUCAUGGAGGUAAAGCCGGUCAAAUCAGAGAAGAAACCGACCGGCGAAAAACAAUGGACAGAGAAGUAUUGCUCCUUCCACAAAACUGAUUCCCAUAACACUGUGGAAUGCAACAGUGUGAAGGGAGUAAUCAAACAAAUGAUUGAGGCCGGGGAGAUCGAUCCGGAAUAUUUGGCCCAGGCCAAACAAAAGAAAAACCAAUGGGUUAGGCCUGAAGGACAGCCGGCCGAGCAGAACAAGAAAAAGAAAGCAGCCGGCAAGGAGCAUCUACAAGUCAUUUACGGCGGGCCGGAAGGGGGAGAUUCUGCUUCCCAAAGAAAGAAAUGGGGGCGAGAGCUUUACGUUGGAACGGUGGCCCUAAAUCCCCGAUCGAAACAAGUGAGACGGGAACCGAUCACUUUUACUGACCGGGACCUUCCCGCCACCGGAGAAGAUCACAAUGACCCCUUGGUCAUAACUAUGGACAUGGGUGGGGUCGAUGUCUCCUGGGUACUCGUUGACACGGGCAGUAGUGUUAACGUAUUGUACUUGGAUGCAUUUGAGAAGCUCAAGUUGUGUCGAACACGGCUUGAGCCCUUAAAGACUCCCCUGUCUGGGUUUACCAGGGACUCAGUCGAAGCUGAAUGGUCGAUCCUUUUAACUUGUGAGCUGGGCACAGGCGAACAGGUCGUCCAAAAGCAAAUGAGGUUUGUAGUUGUGAACAUCAAAUGUGUUCACAAUGCCAUUUUGGGCCGGCCUGGAAUAAACAAGGUCCGUGGGGUCAUCUCCAUGGCCCAUCUCUGUAUGAAAUUCUAUACCCCGGGAGGUAUAGGACAAGUCAAAGGAGAUCAAAAGAAGGCCCGACAUUGCUAUUUAGAGGCCGUAAAGAAAAUGACAAAGGCGUUUGAGAGAGUCACUUUGGUCUCUCAGGAGAAAGACCGGUCGAAGUUAGAACCGGGCGAUGAAACCGAACAGAUUGUUCUCCGGGAAGCUUUCCCAGAAAGAAUGGUACGGAUUGGUAGAGAUCUGCCCGGAGGACUUCGAGAUGAAAUCAUCUCAGUCCUUCGGGAAUAUGCAGAUAUUUUCGCAUGGAGUGUGGCGGAUAUGCCGGGCACUGAACGUUCUGUCAUAUGCCAUCGUUUGGCUGUGAUGGAAGGGAGCCGGCCUGUGAAACAGAAGAAGAGGCACUUGGCAAACGUCCGGAGGGACUUUGUGAAGAAAGAAAAUAUGAGGCGUUGGCCGGUGGCCUUAGAUUAGCCUGGACGCUCGGAAUAAAAAGGAUGAAGAU
Cuscuta campestris is the source of this 3889-nucleotide messenger RNA. NCBI's taxonomy places the organism in Eukaryota, Viridiplantae, Streptophyta, Magnoliopsida, Solanales, Convolvulaceae. The record is from the annotation of a GenBank genome assembly.